Clonostachys rhizophaga is the source of this 1773-nucleotide messenger RNA. The record is from the annotation of a GenBank genome assembly. NCBI's taxonomy places the organism in Eukaryota, Fungi, Ascomycota, Sordariomycetes, Hypocreales, Bionectriaceae.
AUGUCCAAGCGCCACCUCUUCGAGUCGCCCGACGGCCUCGUCAACAAGGCCCUCCGUGGCAUCAUCGCCUACAACCCGUCCCUCUCCCUCGACGAGGGCAACCGCAUCGUCUACGAUACUGCAUAUAACCGCGCCAACGUCUCCCUCAUCUCCGGUGGCGGCUCCGGCCACGAGCCCGCCUGGACCGGCUACGUCGGCGAGAACAUGCUGGCCGCCUCUGUCCCCGGCGACAUCUUCGCCAGUCCCAGCACCAAGCAGAUCGUUGCCGCCGUCGAGGCCGUCCCCAGCGACAAGGGCACUAUUCUCGUCGUCACAAAUUACACCGGCGACUGCCUACACUUUGGCCUCGCCAACGAGAAGGCCAACGCCCGCGGCCACAACUGCCGUAUCAUCAUCUGCGGCGACGAUGUCUCCGUCGGCAAGGGCCGUGGCUCCAUGGUCGGUCGCCGUGGCCUCGCCGGCCAGAUCGGUGUGCUCAAGGUCAUGGGCGGUGCUGCCGGCGCGGGCGGCUCCCUCGACGAAGUCUACGACCUCGGUGUCGCCUUCUCCCAGCAGAUCGUCUCCAUCGCCGCCACCCUCGACCACUGCCACGUCCCCGGCCGUACCGAGCACGCGACCCUGAAAGAAGACGAGGUCGAGCUCGGCACCGGCCCCCACAACGAGCCCGGCUUCCUGAAGCUUUCCCCUCCCCCCUCUCCCUCUGAGCUGGUCGCCAAGAUCCUCAAGAACUGCCUCGACGAGUCCGACCCCGAGCGAGGCUACGUUCACUUCGCCCCCGGCGACGAGACCUUCCUCCUCGUCAGCAACUUCGGCGGCAUGUCCCAUCUCGAGAUGGGUGCCCUCGUCGACGAGCUCCUCGAGCAGCUCGAGACCACCUGGUCCAUUGAGCCCGUCCGCGUCGUCUGCGGCUUCCUCGAGACCUCCCUCAACGCUCCUGCCUUCUCCGUCUCCGUCGUCAAUGCCUCCGCCGCCGCAAGAAAUUGUUCCUACUCCCUCGAUCAGAUCAAGGCCUUCUUCGAUGUCCGCACAACCACCUACUGGGAGUCCAUAACAGGCUCUCAGUCCACCCGCCGCCGCCGCAGGGACCAGAUCGUCUCCGCUCCCAAGGAGCAGCCCAGACCCGUCGACGACGCCCGCGACCUCAAGGUCGACCCUGCCCUCCUCGAGGCCAUGCUCCGCCGCGCCUGCGCCGCCGUCGUCGACUCCGAGCCCGACCUCACCCGCUGGGACACCAUCAUGGGCGACGGCGACUGCGGCGAGACCCUCAAGACCGGCGCGACCGCCCUCCUCUCCGCCCUCGACGCCGGCCUCGCCAAGCCCGGCUCCGCCGUCAAGGUCCUCCUAGAGCUCGAGGAGAUUGUCGAGUCGAAGAUGGGCGGCACCCUCGGAGGCAUCCUCGGCAUCUUCUUCGUCUCCCUCCGCGCUGCCGUCGAGUCCAACAUCUCCCUCGCGUCCUCCAAGGGCCCCGUCGCUCUCUGGGGCGCCGCCCUGUCCUCCGCCCUGUCCAGCCUGAGGCGCUACACCCCCGCCAAGGUCGGCGACCGGACCGUCAUGGACACCCUGAUCCCCUUCGCCGAGGCCAUGGAGAAGGCCGGUUUCGCCGAGGGUGUCAACGCGGCUAUCAAGGGCGCCGAGGCCACCAAGACCAUGACCCCUCGCCUCGGCCGCGCGACGUAUGUAGGCGGAUCGAGCGACAACUCUGAGCUUCCCCCCGACCCUGGUGCUUGGGGCGCCAUGGUGGCCAUCCGAGGUCUGAAGGACGGUCACAAUUGA